Molecule: messenger RNA, 1840 nt
Organism: Menidia menidia (Atlantic silverside)
Lineage: Eukaryota; Metazoa; Chordata; Actinopteri; Atheriniformes; Atherinopsidae
Source: the annotation of a GenBank genome assembly
AUACCUGCAUCAAAUUACACCAAUACCAGCUUUGUUACAUUGCCUGAAGCCAAGCCAGAUAUUUUCAGAGGCAGGCUGAAGAAGAGCACUAGAUUGGAGGGGGUUUGGGGCUCCACCUCCACUCAUUUCUGGAUGGACAAAAGCUUCAUUCCUGUGGUUGUCAGACCUGUUACAUUAGAGGUGCUUCACACUCGCAGGAACUUUAUGUAAAGACCUGACCAAGAAUAAGUCCACUAUGCAUUUUCUGUCGAACCUAAGCUCAACAGCUCAGUGGAGCUCACUUCUCUCGCUGGGAUGUUUAUUUGUCACAAUCCUCUCCUCUGGAACGGUUUCAUCCCUCCAUGUCCCCCCCGUGACGACAGGCUUCCGCUCUGCCUUCUCCGCUACCAGAACCAGCAGCGUGGUGGGAGGCAAGCAGAGAGCGGUGACUUUCAACAAGCUCAUGGUCAACAUCGGAGGGGAUUUCAACCCAGACAAUGGACUCUUCCGUUGCCGCAUCCCUGGGGCUUACUACUUCUCCUUCACGGCGGGAAAGUUUCCAAAAAAGCUGCUUUCCAUCCUACUGGUGAAGAACGGGGAGGAGGUGCAGGCCAUCGCGUACGACGAUUACCGCAAGACGGGGAGGAAGGUUCAAAGCCAGAGUGUUAUGAUCAGUUUAAAGGAAAUGGACACUGUUUGGCUCCUGCUGCAGCAGAACCCUCAGUACGCCUUGUACAGCAAUGCUGGUCCUUACAUCACCUUCUCUGGUUACCUAGUUUAUCCCGACAUCCAGACAACCAAUUACAUCAGCAACCACCUCUCCCCACCAGCUCUCUCCUAUGCCGACUGCCCACCUCAGGCUGAGCUCAGGUCCCCAGGUGAUCAAACGGAGCAGCCGCGGUCGGCCUUCUCAGUGGCUCGGACAUCCACGCUCAUUGGUCAGAGCAGCAGGCAUCACGAGAAGCCGCCUCUGACCUUUGAUGUGGAGUACGUCAACAUAGGGGGCCACUUUAACAAAACCUCCGGCCUGUUCACAUGCCAGUUCCCCGGCGCGUACUUCUUUGCCUUCACCGUGGGGAAACACCCGCGCAAGGCCGUGUCGGUGAAGCUGAUGACCGGGAACGGCGAGGUGCAGGCCAUGGUGUUCGACGAGGACACUUCGAAGAGACGGGAGAUGCAGAGCCAGAGCCUGCUGCUGCUGCUCCGCAGGGGGGACAGAGUGUGGCUGUACAGCCAGCAGGACGAGCGCUACGCCGUCUACAGCAACCAGGGCAGGUACACCACGUUUUCCGGCUUCCUGGUUUAUCCUGGAGCAGAGGCGGGCCCAAGCCACCGAGACAGAACUCAGCUAUGAGGGGCUUCGCCCUCCAUGGUGUCUUUAGGAGACAGCAGCUGUUUAGUUUAAAAAAAAGAAAAAAAGCCAGCCAUUUUAAAUGUGGAUGGGUCAGAGAGAGUUUGGGAUCUGUGAUCAGCAGUUUGUUAGAGCUGGAUUGUUUGCUUUUUGUUUGUUUCCUGGUAAAUAGUUUCCUUUGAGGGGUAUCGUAUGGUGCCUGAUCACUCCAUUAGAUGGUGCUCUGACACAAUCAUGAACACUAACCAGGAAAGGCGGUUCUUGCCCUGAAGUAGCUAUUAAACAUCACGAAAAUAAAAAAGAUUGGAUGUCUGUUCCUUUGAUUUAAAAAUACAUUUAUCUUUUUAUAAUUUCUUCGUAGUAAAAUGUUAAAUGUUAUCUUUUGUGUUAAACAGAUUUCUGCAUGGUGAGAAUAGCUAUGUAAGCAAUAAAUAACUGAGAUAAACAUGUUAUGUACAAAACUUUUAUACUAUUGACUGAUCUCUAUUAAUGUUUUGUGUACUAUCUGUG